Closterium sp. NIES-65 is the source of this 1497-nucleotide messenger RNA. The record is from the annotation of a GenBank genome assembly. Lineage: Eukaryota; Viridiplantae; Streptophyta; Zygnematophyceae; Desmidiales; Closteriaceae.
AUGGGCACACCAACGGCCGACUCACCUACCAGGUCACCGACUGUCGCUGGUGCAGAGGCACAUGCAGGCAAUAUGGCAGACACGCCUGCAGCUUCAGCUACACCUACAGCAGCGGUUCAUUUCCUGGCUGUGGCAGAAACUGCUGCUGCAGCACUGACCACCCUCACACCAACACCAUCAGGCUCAGGCGCGGCAGCAGCAGGGUCCUUAGCUCCACCGAGACACACCCAGUCAGAGCCCUCUGCCGACCAGAGACCGAUUGACUGGUACCAGGUCAUUGUCAACGGAGCAUCAACCAUGCUCCGUACAAUUUCCCCGACUGGAUCCCCCCCGUGGCACGCGAUAUAUCGUGAAGCACUGACGGCGGCAGCAGCUGAAUUCGGAGCAGCAGCAACUACUCCAGCGGCAGGGAACACGGCACGAGCACCGGUCACGGGAGAGGACGAAGCGGAGCCACCCGAGCAGCCCAUGAGCCCAACGAGCCAGGAGGAUGCAACCCCAAAGGGUUUGAAGCUGACAAAGAGAGAGAUUGGCAAGGCAGCGGCAGCUCUCAUGCGGGGUGAGCAGUUCGGCAUGAAGGGCCUAGAGGCAGCAUAUGGGCUGAAGGAAGAAGAAGACCUCCCUACUGUUUGGCAUCGUUUCUUCGAAGAUAUGCAGUCCAUGCUACUCAACACGACACCACCAGAGCCCCCUGCUUCCUCACCCUUCAAGAGCUUGCCUAAGCUCCUGCGCAAGGCGAUCGAGAAGGAGCUGGCUUCAUUCAAGAGCUGCCUUCGCACCUACAGCAAAGUAUCGAACGGCCUGUGCGAGCUUCAGCAGCAGUUCAGGGAUGGGGAAGUUUCCCACGCUCUCCGGAUUUCAACCCCCACGCUACAGCUAACCGACCCUGCCCUACAGGAGAGUUUGAACCAGGCCCUAGACAAUGAGCUGAAAACCUUCAAAACAAAGGCCCAGCUGACUCUGAUGGGGUACAAAGAGAAGGAGAAGGCUCACUGGGAAGCGGCAGCAGAGGUGUGGGCGGCACGGACACACACUCGCUUCGAGAGCUUCCUGGAGAAAGACCUUCACUUUUUCGAGACCCAUGCAGCACCUGGUACCCCUGCACCCGAUGCUCACCUCAAGGAGCUGGCCGCUGACUACAUGGCACGUGGCAUGGCACGAGAGCUGAUGUAUCAUGCCGUGUGGAUCAAGGGCAACCGCAACUCAAAGGCAAGGGGGGCAGCUAAACGGGAGAAGGCACGGGGUGAACAGGCGCAGGUGGAGCAGAUACAAGCAGAUCCUUCUACCGACCUGCUCGGGCUGAUGAAAACACUGGUUGGCCCCCUACAGCAGCGGGUAGAGGCCUUGGAGCAGCGCCAGUCUAAGAGUGGGCCUACAACAGAGCACGGGAAGGUAGCAGGAAAGAGCAGGGCACAACGCCGAAGAGAAGCGAAAAAAACACAAGGCCCGAAACGGAGCCACCUCACAGCAACCCACAGCAGCAGCGACAGCCCCUGA